CAUGUAAACAUUGUAAAAAAAAUGUAAAAAAAAACAACAACAAAAAACAAAAACGAAAGGAAUAUGAUAAAAUUUUAGCAAGAUGUGUAAUCUGUCACUGUUAAUACGUUUACAAUGACUUUAAGAUGCCAUUUACUUUCAGUUGAUUACAAAAUAUACAUUCACUGAAAAUUUACAUUUCUGAGAAUUAAUGUUCUUUUAACUAAACUGUUAAUAUGAGAAUUUGUCGUUGUUUUUUUUUUGUAGAAAAAGUGAUUCUUCACCUCUAGAUGGUUGUGGGGCGAUGCGUUCAGUUACCAGUAAAUGUCCUGGUUUGAAAAAACCAAAGUUAAUACGUACCAGGCUGUUGAGGAAAUAUCUUGCAACAACAUCGCAGAUAUUGGACAUGACAAGCGCGGAGUUGAAGCUUGUUGCAGAUCACAUGGGUCACAAUAUAAACAUUCAUACCGACGUUUAUAGGCUUCAAAGUUCUCUGCUCGAGAAGACAAAAGUGGCAAGGGUGCUAAUUGCUUUGGAAAAUGGUCAGAUGAAUUGUUUCCAAGGACGAAACCUAGAAUCCAUUUCCCAGUGA
Ruditapes philippinarum (Manila clam) is the source of this 571-nucleotide messenger RNA. RefSeq lists its product as uncharacterized. Bases 284 to 571 code for a protein of 95 amino acids. The transcript is spliced from 2 exons. The record is from RefSeq and is a predicted model, not a curated record. NCBI's taxonomy places the organism in Eukaryota, Metazoa, Mollusca, Bivalvia, Venerida, Veneridae.